Molecule: messenger RNA, 2120 nt
Organism: Pseudonaja textilis
Lineage: Eukaryota; Metazoa; Chordata; Lepidosauria; Squamata; Elapidae
Source: RefSeq, a predicted model, not a curated record
UCCUACUGGAUCUAUUAAAAGCAGAUUUUUAUGUUCCUGAUCCCUUUGUGAGGACACCAAACGCUUUCGGGAACAUUUCCGGCUUCUUGGAUUGAGGUCACACAAAAGAGAAGGUGGGGUGAAGCGAAGUGGAGCAGAUCGUGGUCCUGAAAGUCCAGUCAGAGGACUUGGUGACACAAAGUUCAUUCUCUCCUCAAGAACAGACGGACAUGUCUGCUGAUCCCCGGCCAGGCUGGAGGCCCUGGAGAAGCCGGCCAAAGGAGGAAGAAGACGACACGGGGCCAAGGACGGGUCCAGGCGCGCAGUUGGGAGAGCCGGGAAAAUAUGCCUACGCAGCUCUCUGUGCGGUUUCCUUGGCCUCGUUGUUUCCAGACCAGGAGGAAAGCGCCUACAGGACGGGAGUGGUGGAGGAGCUGGUCAGGUGGCUGGAGCUGUCGGACACCGUGAUGCCAUCCAUGCUGGCCUUUGCUGGAGGUCUGGGGGCUGAAGGGACGGAGACCUUCGCUCGGAUUCUUCUGAGCGAGCCGCUCCUGGCGGAUCAGCCCGGCUCCAUUAUGCUGGACCUGGUCUCCUUUUCUCUCAAGGACGGCUCCUACGAUGCUCGCAUGCGGGUGCUUGUGUCCCACAUGGCCGGCUUGCUGACGAUCCCAUUGGCAGAACUGGAAGACGCUGAGGACUAUCUCCUUGAAUGUCUGAAGGACGAAAAAGAGGCAGAAUCGGAAAUGGAUGAAGACAAGCGGAAGAAGGAGAGAAGGAAGAGGCUGAAGCGUUACCUGCUGAUUGGCUUGGCGACCGUGGGCGGAGGGACGGUCAUCGGCCUGACCGGAGGGCUUGCAGCGCCCCUGGUGGCUACCGGAGCAGCGGCCAUCAUCGGGACUGGGGCCAUGGCCUUGGGGUCAGCAGCUGGGGCGGCCAUUAUCGGUUCGCUCUUUGGAGCCGCCGGAGCAGGACUUGUGGGGUACAAGAUGAAAAAGCGUGUGGGAGCCAUUGAAGAAUUCGAAUUCCUUCCCUUAACCGAAGAGAAGCAGCUCCGUAUCACCAUUGCCAUCACUGGCUGGCUUUCUCCGGGGAAAUACGGCAGUUUCACGGCUCCUUGGAGCAGCCUCUUACAGUCCAAGGAGCAAUACUGCCUAGCCUGGGAAUCCAAAUACCUGCUGGAGCUGGGCAGCGCCCUGGACACCUUGUGGAAUGGGCUGGUCAACAUGGUGGCUCAGGAGGCCCUGAAGUACACCGUCUUGGCAGGGAUUGUGACGGCCCUCACCUGGCCUGCUUCGCUGCUGGCGGUGGCUGGUGUGAUUGACAACCCCUGGGGUGUGUGUCUCCAUCGCUCCACUGAGGUGGGAAAACACUUGGCGCAGAUACUUCUCAGCCGGCGGCAGGGCAAGCGGCCGGUGACCCUGGUUGGCUUCAGUCUUGGCGCCAGAGUGAUCUACUUCUGCCUGCAGGAGAUGGCCAAGGAGAAAGAUUGCGAAGGGAUCGUUGAAGACGUGGUGCUGCUGGGGGCCCCGGUAGACGGCGAUCCCAAAUCCUGGAAACAGAUCACCAAAGUCAUUUCAGGCAGGAUCAUCAAUGGCUUCUGCAGGGGAGACUGGCUGUUGAGGUUCGUCUACCGCACCGCGUCCAUUCAGCUGAACGUCGCAGGGCUUCAGCCCGUCUGCCUGGAUGACCGCCGGAUGGUGAAUGUGGAUCUGUCUUCCAUUGUGAACGGCCACCUGGACUACAUGAAGCAGAUGGACGCCAUCCUGAAGGCCGUGGGGCUCAAAACGAGGCCAGGCCUGCAAGAACAAGGGGGCCUCCUGGCCGGGCCUCCUCCCCCCAGCGAGGAGGAGAAGCAGGGGGUGGCUCCAGACGGCGCAGCCUCUGAGGGGCCCAGUGGACUCGGCAGGCCUGGAACGGGUGGACCCAAGGAGGGGGAAGGCCUCAACGGCAAUGAAGACUCUUGGUGCUGGGCGCCGGUCUCCACUCCCGGACAGGAAUGCGAAGUUUCUCCAGCAAGGGCCUCCCAAAAGGAAGAUCCUCCUGAAAUUCACUCCUCUUCCUCCUCUUCCUCUCCCUCUUGAUAUCCCCCAAGUCUUCCUUGCAGACCUCGGGGUGCCCAGGCAUGGGGGGGCAGACCUGUU